Molecule: messenger RNA, 945 nt
Organism: Cylicostephanus goldi
Lineage: Eukaryota; Metazoa; Nematoda; Chromadorea; Rhabditida; Strongylidae
Source: the annotation of a GenBank genome assembly
AUGGUACAAGGACUGUUUGACAACCACGAAUACGAGUUCCGUGUAAGCGCUGUGAAUGAAAAUGGUCAAGGAACACCCUUGGUGGGCGAGAAUCCUGUAACUACAAGGCUUCCAUUCGAUCCUCCUGGUCCACCGACAGACCUUGAAGUGACUCAGAUCGGCGGCGAUUUCGUGUCGCUCACGUGGAAACGACCAGCGUCCGACGGUGGAGGUCGCCUGAGAGGAUACUAUAUCGAGAAAUGCGAGGAAGGCACGGAUGCUUGGAUACGAUGCAACCAGAACCCAUCACCGGCAAACAUUUUCAACGUUCCAAAUCUCAUCGAUGGACGAAAGUAUACAUUCCGCGUUCUUGCUGUCAAUGAUGCUGGGUUGUCAGAGCCUGUUAUGAUGGAGCCAAUGGUGUUCAACUCAGCCUUGGGUGGUACACCACCUGAGAUAGUCUCUGAGCUCAGCGAUCAGUCCGGAGAGCCAGGACGAAGCGUAACGUUCGAAUGUGAGAUCAAGGGCACACCCCGACCAGAAUACACAUGGUUCAAGGGUUUGAAAGAGCUGGUCGACACACCAAGGUUCACAAUCCUCAGCAAAGGAGAUGUACAAGUGCUCAUGGUUAGCCACAUCAACACGGACGACGUUGGCGAAUACGCCUGCCGCGCAACAAACAAAUUCGGCUCGAGAAGCACAAGAGCACAGUUGGUCCUUAAACAGAAACCUCGAGUGUUUGUGCCACCGAAAUACCAUGGUGGUUAUGAGGCACAAAAGAAUGAGACAAUCGAGUUGAAAAUGCCUUAUAAGGCAUAUCCUCGAGCCGAGUCAAGGUGGAUGAAGGAAGACGAGAAGAUAGAAAGUGGAGGCCGCUACACCAUCACCACCGAUGAUAAGUUUGCCACUUUGACUAUUACUAACGCGACUCGAGAGGACUACGGCAACUAUCGCGUCAUCGUUGAA